This is a messenger RNA of Orbicella faveolata, 537 nucleotides long. Its product is annotated as translin-associated factor X-interacting protein 1-like. The record is from RefSeq and is a predicted model, not a curated record. Gene Ontology annotation, cellular component: cytoplasm. NCBI's taxonomy places the organism in Eukaryota, Metazoa, Cnidaria, Anthozoa, Scleractinia, Merulinidae.
UCUCAUCACCAACUUACUUGAAUCAGGUAUGGGAUGGUAAAGAGAAAAUUCAAACUGAUCAAUGCCGUCUUCUUUCAGGGUACGCUGUCCCGAGCAGACUUAGAGCAGUGUUUACGGUCGUUCUUCCCGUUGAAAGACGACGAGACAAUAGAAGCUUUAAUGAAAGCUUGUGAACAGGAAGCUCCAGGAGAAAGCGUUCAAUACAAAAACUUGUUUACUGAGGACGAAGAGGGACGAUCUGGUCCUUUUGUGGACAAGAUUCGAGAGCAAGAAAAGUUAGAGAAGGCGAUGUACAUAAAAGAUAUAGAGAAUGCCCUGGGAGGCAGCAGGUAAGACGCGACAAGAGCUACAAAUUGGCUCUUUUUCUUAAAUUUUAAUGCGAUUCGUCGCUAAAAUGUCAUUACAUGUAAGACCCCUCCGCACUACGCCGGAGAAAUUUGAAAGCGCAACAAUCACCGGUCAUUUUGGAUUUGUGUCUGAGGAAAACUCGGACAGGAAAAUCACUUGAUUGUCGUGAUAUCGUCGGUUUCGAAAAGC